Molecule: messenger RNA, 600 nt
Organism: Penicillium egyptiacum
Lineage: Eukaryota; Fungi; Ascomycota; Eurotiomycetes; Eurotiales; Aspergillaceae
Source: the annotation of a GenBank genome assembly
AUGAAUUGGAGCGGGCCAAUUUCCGGUUCCGUUUCCGAUUCUGAACUAAGCGCUUUACAAGCUCAAUGGCGUUCUCAGAGAGCGCUUUCCGGCCCGCGCCUCCUCUCCUGCUCGGAUGACCGUACUGUGCGCGUGUGGCGGCGCCAGCCGAAGGAAUCGCAGCAGACAGCGGCGCUGUCUUCUGCGACGACGGGGAUACCGAGCAUCAUCCGGCCUACUGGGACGGAUGAGGUUUGGGAGGAGGAUGCUGUGCUCCCGCAUGCGCAUGAACUGCCUGUUUAUGCUGUUGCGUGGAGUAAGCGGACUGGGCUUGUUGCUUCAACUGGUGCGGAUGGGCGGAUUGCGCUCUACGAGGAGCGGUUUGUUACGCGGGAGCAGGAGCAGGAGCAGCAGGCUGAUUCGGAUGAUAUGGAUACUACGUCUGGCGAUGUGCUGCGGACGGAGUGGGUCCUUGUCGGUGUUCAGGAUGGAGCACAUGGGAUCUACGAGAUUAAUCAUGUUGCCUGGGCAAAGAGGGCGGACCGGGGGUCUGGGGGUGAGGAGGUGCUUGUUUCGACGGCCGAUGAUGGGAGUGUCAAGGUUUGGACUGUGGCCCGGUGA